GCGUGCAACUCAACACCGGGCAUAUGCAUUUGGCUCGGCUCUUUUCCCGCUUUUACAGAUCCGCGAACGAAGCAAAAGCUUGCAUCUUGGCCGCAUCUCAUAUAUAACAGCCUGUAACUCGCUCUAGUUGAUCAUUGCUGUAGAUGGCUACCGAUGAUAAAGGCCCUACGUCGCCUAUUUCACCCGUUGCACCGAUUCCCCAAAUCGAGUAUCGCAGUCGUGUUCCAGAAUUUUACGGUUUCGUCGCAUGGACAUCGACGUCGAUCUUAUUCUUAUUAUAUGUUCUGUGGGCUGUGCUGCCCGACGAACACAUUAUAUGGCUUGGCGUUGACUGGUAUCCUAGUCGUGAAUGGUCUUUGCUGCUCCCAGCUUACAGUAUCGUCCUCGUCCUCCUGACAUACUUCGUGUAUUUUUCUCUCGCCAUCGCCGCCACGCCCGCCUUCUCUGACGUCAGCGCCUUCACUGACUCAAAGGCGCUCCUUCCUCCAAUUGGAGUACACGACUCGCACAUCUCAUACACGAAAGGAGAUGCAAUACCUGAAUUAUAUGAUAUCCCUAUAAGGACAGUGAACUGGGUCCUGUACCAUCCUGAAUGAUGUGGUCAGAUCUGGAUAGUGAAGGAAUUAUAUAUCUUUCUCGUGUAUUUGAAAUUAAUACAAUUCGACUAUCAAUCA
Molecule: messenger RNA, 674 nt
Organism: Serpula lacrymans var. lacrymans S7.9
Lineage: Eukaryota; Fungi; Basidiomycota; Agaricomycetes; Boletales; Serpulaceae
Exons: 4
Coding region: 144-596 (150 amino acids)
Source: RefSeq, a predicted model, not a curated record